AUGAAAUAGAAGGUUUCGUAAAUAUCACCAGAUAAAUUAUAUGCUAGUUUAUUGAAAAGGAAGAACGAGCAAGAAUAACAGGCUCGCUUAAAAUCCCCUAUAGUGACAGCCAAUAAGUAAGGAUGUGAUUUUUCCAGUAACAGAAAUAGCGGGGGAACUUCAAAAAUAGAAGCAAAAAAGUCUAGGCCUGCGAGUGGAAAGGAUUUCAAAGAUGUGAGUAGUGUUUUAUUAAAGAAAACCCAUGCACGUUAAAAUAGCAAAUUAAUUGAAACUAAGGAGAACUCCUAGAAUCUUUCAACAAGUGCUCUCUCUUUGCUACUAAAAAUUAAAUAAGACAAAUGCGAAAAUAAACAAUCUCAAAUUUAAUAACCAAAAGAUCUUUAUAACUAAUAAACGAUUCAGAAAAAGUAUUAAAAAUUAAUGGAAAUGACUAAAUAAUAACAAUAGUUAAUACUAAAGCCUAAAUUAUUUAAGGGACCUCGUUCAAUCAGCAAUCCAGACAUCUCUACAAUGCAAUUGUAAAUAGCGAAAGCACAUGGACAAAGUGCUGCAGGUAUGCUCUACAAUGGAUAAACUAAAACAAAUUAAGAUAUUUACAAAUUAAUUUAAAGAUUUUGUAAUAGAGAAAAUGAUUGGUAUAUUCAAGUUUCUGAUGGACAUGGCACAAAUGGUCAUUAAGUAGCCUAGUUUUUAAGAGAAGUACUUCCUCAAUUCGUAGAAUAGGGAGUAGUCAAUUUGACUACAUGUUAUGAAAGAGAUAAGUAAAUUAAUUUGGUGCUCAAAAAUUGUUUUUUGUAAACAAGCGACGAAUUGAUGGAUAGUGGAAUUGAUAUAACAUACUCUGGGGCAACAACUGUUAUUGUGUUGUCUUUUGAUAAUGUGUUAUAUUGUGCAAAUAUUGGAGAUAGUAGAGCCAUCAUUGGCAGAUUCGAUAACAAACUAUCUGUUAUAGAAUUAUCGAAAGAUCAUAAGCCAGAUUGCUUUUUGGAAUAGGCUCGGAUUCUUUAAAGAGGAGGGAGAGUAUAGGCUUACAGUGACGAAGACGGAAAUCCUAUAGGACCAGCAAGAGUUUGGAAGUAGGAUGAAGAUGUGCCUGGGUUAGCUAUGUCAAGGAGUUUUGGGGAUUAUGUUGCCAGUUAAGUUGGAGUAAUUUGUGAACCUGAAAUUUUUAAGCAUUCUCUUUUGCCAUGCGACAAGUUUAUUGUUGUUGCUUCGGAUGGAAUUUGGGAAUUUCUGUCUAAUGAAUAAGUUGUUGAGACUGUUUAUGAAUAUUACAAAAGGGAUGACAGCCAAGGAGCUUGUUAAAAAUUGGUUUAGUUAGCAAGGGAGGCUUGGUAAAGAGAGGACGAAGUCAUAGACGAUAUUACAAUUGUGAUAGCCUUUAUUAAAUGAUCUUUUAUUUUUCUCACUAAAUAAAACUG
Messenger RNA from Paramecium tetraurelia, 1421 nucleotides. RefSeq lists its product as uncharacterized. The transcript has 3 exons. Gene Ontology annotation, biological process: protein dephosphorylation. Lineage: Eukaryota; Ciliophora; Oligohymenophorea; Peniculida; Parameciidae. Gene Ontology annotation, molecular function: protein serine/threonine phosphatase activity. The record is from RefSeq and is a predicted model, not a curated record.